Molecule: messenger RNA, 14617 nt
Organism: Syngnathus typhle (broad-nosed pipefish)
Lineage: Eukaryota; Metazoa; Chordata; Actinopteri; Syngnathiformes; Syngnathidae
Gene: pcloa
Product: piccolo presynaptic cytomatrix protein a
Exons: 26
Coding region: 215-12445 (4076 amino acids)
Biological process (GO): presynaptic active zone assembly; protein localization to synapse
Cellular component (GO): membrane; cytoskeleton of presynaptic active zone; GABA-ergic synapse
Molecular function (GO): protein binding; structural constituent of presynaptic active zone; metal ion binding
Source: RefSeq, a predicted model, not a curated record
UGUAAAGCUGCAGAGAUGCUCUACGCAGCAGGCACCAAACCUCAGUGGAACGGCAGCUCUUGGUGGAAAAAUAGCCAUUAAACGGAUAAAACCCGUGUGAGAUGCAACCAGGCCGUUUCCGCUGCGCAUUUCGGAGCUAAAACCCGCGGCGCCAGUAAGGGGCUCGGGUCGCGGCGACGCAUCGAUCCAGGACGGACUCGGGAGGGGUUGCAUCAUGGGGAACGAGGCGAGCCUGGAAGGAGGAGGCGAAGGCCCGCUGCAAGGGCUACCCGAGGGGCUGGCACCCGACGGGGCCGGGGGCUUCGUGCGAGUCCCUGGCGGGGAUCCGGUGAACCUGGCGGAGCUGAGCGAGGAGCAGCGGAAGCAGCUCGCCGCGGUGAUGUCAAGGGCGCAGGGCAGGCAGCCCGGGGGUGCCGCGGCAGCACGAAGACCGUCGGAAUCUGGUGUCCAGCAGCGAUCCCAGCAACCGGGAACCGCCAGGGCCCCGGCCGGCCUCAGUAAGAGUCGCACGGUAGACGCCUUCAACCAGAGUACCCCCAGCAGGCCUGCCACAGGGCGCAGUCCCUCAUCACUCAAUCUUUUUGAGUCCCGAUUCCGGCAGGAGCCCAAAGACUCUGAAAGCAAGUCAUCCGGCAUGUUUGGCUCCAGCUUUCUCAGUGGGGCCAACCCCCUCAGUGCCAUGUCAUCCAUGACCUCCUCAGUGUCCUCCUCUAUAUCCUCCAUGGGCGACUCUGUCAACAUGCCCAAGUUUGGGCUGUUUGGGGAGGAGGAGGAAGGAGCUGCACCUGGUACCAAUCAGGGAGGGAAGCCACCAGGCAAAGGCCCUCAACAAGGAUCAGGUCCAAAGGGUUCACCACAAGGGGGGCCCCAAAGACAGAGUCAAGGUCCUUCUGGUCAGGGGCCAAAACCUGCGCAAGGACAAGCAAGCCCAGGACCCAAAUCAGCUCAGGGACCUCCUGGACAGGCUCCCAGACAAGGCCAGGGGCAGCCAGGACAAGGGCCUCCUGGACAGCAAGCACCUAGACCAGGUCAAGGAACACCAGGUCAUCAGGGACCCAAACAGGGUCAAGGACCACCAGGUCAACAGGGUCCCAGACAAGGUCAAGGACCACCAGGUCAGCAGGGUCCCAGACAAGGUCAAGGACCACCACCAAGUCAGCAGGGUCCCAGACAAGGUCAAGGACCACCACCAAGUCAGCAGGGUCCCAGACAAGGUCAAGGACCACCAGGUCAGCAGGGUCCCAGACAAGGGCAAGGACCACCAGGUCAGCAGGGACCCAAACAAGGUCAAGGACCACCUGGUCAGCAGGGUCCCAGACAAGGUCAAGGUCCACCAGGCCAACAAGCACCUAGAGAGGGUCAAAGUGGUCCUCUGCAGCAAAAAGAACCUGGCAAGCCUGGACCCAAACAGCAAGGACCAACGCAGCCUGGGGCUGGACCCGGAGAUGCUGUCAAGAGUCAACAGAGUGCCGCAAAGCCCGCCGGGGGGCUUUGUCCACUGUGUAAGACUACCCAGUUGAAUACUGGAUCUAAGGACCCGCCAAAUUACAGUCAUUGUACUGAGUGUAAGAACCAGGUCUGCAGCCUUUGUGGAUUCAGUCCCCCGGACUCAGCAGGUAAAGAAUGGUUGUGUCUAAACUGCCAGAUGGAACGAGCAAUGGGAGGCAUGGACCCCCCGGGUAUGACAAAACCCAAACAAGGCUCGGCCCCGCCCUCGCCACAGAAACAGGCUUCAGGAAAACCCAGCAAGCUGCUCAUCAAGCAGCAAAGCACCACCGACCAAGGUUUGACGCCCCCAACCACGCCAAGGCAGAAAUCUCCAGGUGCUAGCUCUCCAGGGCCGCUUUCUCCAGGCUCCUCAUUGGGAGGCUCCCCCAAGAUCGAUCCCAAGACCGGCCGCCCCAUUCAACAGAAGGCCAGCCCCCAGCAGUCACCGGCUAAGGCCAAGCAGGAGUCUAGUUUCUUCGGUGGGUUGGGAGGCAUCAGUUUUGGAGGCUUGACCGAUUCAGUCAAGCCGGCUGCUGCUUCCACACAAGCUGCUGAGUCUGUCACUGGAAAACUAUUUGGCGGUUUUGGUGGAUUGAUGGACUCAUCCAAGCCCCAAGCACAGGCGGCUCCAAAGCAGGAGGAGUCUGUCGCCGGGAAGCUGUUCGGAGGAUUCAGUGGAUUAUCAGAAGCGGCAAAACCUCCCGCCACCGCCUCGCAGAUGUUCAGCUUCGGCUCAUCCCUCCUCAACUCGGCCACCAAUCUCGUCACCGGUGAGGAAGAGAAACCAGACAAUUCUCCACCGGGGUCACCGCCAGACUCUGAACCCGGUUCCGGCCCUGGCUCCCCGCCCGACUCUCCAUUCUCUGCUCCGGGCUCUCCCCCUGAUUCGGAUUCUGCUCCUGACACCCCACCGGCCAAAUUCAGAAAACCACCAAGGACCAAAUCCGUUGCGCGAGAAUCCAGCUUGGACUUAGCCUCCCAAACUAAGGAAAGCUGUCCUCUUUGCAAGGCGGAGCUGAAUGUGGGGACAUCAGAAGCGCCAAACUACAGUCUCUGCACUGACUGUAAGACGAGUGUGUGCAAUCUUUGUGGAUUCAACCCCACUCCCCAUUUAGGAGAGACCGAAUGGCUUUGCCUCAACUGCCAGACGAAACGAGCCAGUCAGCUGGACGACACGGUUUCCCCGAAGAAGCCAGCGCCUGCUCCUGCUCCCUCCUCCACCCCCACCCCUGCUGCUGUAGAUAGUAAACCCAUUGUCGUAGAAUCAGCAGCAGCAGACCAAACCCCAUCCGCCCCCGAAACCAAGGUGGAGAAGUUGGAGACCCUGAAAGAACUGAAACAACCUGAAAGUGCCACCAAGGUGGGGAGUCCGACCAGCCCCUCAGACCUGGCCAAGCUGGAAAGCACAGUCCUGCCCAUUCUUGAAGCGCAAGUAAAGGGCGAUGAAGAGAAACAAACGGACACACUAAAGACCAGACGUAAACUCGAGGUGCUUCCCCUCUCUCCCGACUCGCCCUGCUCGGAAGACGACAGAGAUGUGAACAAAAGUAGCACAAAGAAAAAGCUACUGGUGCCGCUAGACGUCAGGAUGGACUCUCUGGAUGAUAGCAGUGAAAGUUUUAGCAAAGAGAGUCCCAUGUCAGGGGAUGAUGAGGAAUUCAUCCGCAAACAGAUCAUAGAAAUGAGCGAAAAUGAGGACGCCUCGCCAUCCGAUGAGGAGAAUCUAAUUCGUCAAAAGAUCAGACAAGAAGAGAGGAAAAAAAUGGAACAGAAGAAAACAGAGUCUGCAGCGAAGAGUGCAUCAGGAAAAGCCAAGCGGUUAUCCAAGAAAAACUCCAUAAGUCCCACUGAUGAUGAAGAGCUUCAAAUCUCUCUGGAGAAAGCUCAAGUCGUCAAAGUUGAUCCACCAGAGCUCAAAGACGAUUGUCAAAGAGGUACUGCCGUUCGCAAAUUUCAAACCAUGCAAUUGAACACAACCAGCAGCCCCGUGUGUGUAACUCAAGUUGACAUCGAGCCCGAGAUGGAAUGUUUGACUGAUUCACCAGAUGAUCGUUCAAAAGGGGAGGGGUCAUCCAGUCUACACGCAUCCAGUUUUACGCCAGGCACAUCGCCAACGUCCUUGUCCUCACUGGAUGAAGACAGCGACAGUAGUCCCGGCCACGUUCGUUCCAGCGAGAGCAAGCAGCACAGAAAAGCUAAACACAGACAACCUGGACAAAUGCUGCCGACGAUAGAAGACUCUUCAGAGGAGGAAGAGUUGCGGGAAGAGGAAGAGCUACUCAGGGAGCAGGAGAAGCAACGAGGAGCCGGUAAAAAGGCAAAGCGAGACAAAGAAGAGGUUCGAGGACAGCGGAGGCGCGACCGUUCAAUGACUCCCCCAAGUAACCUUUCACCGAUUGAAGAUGCCUCACCCACAGAAGAACUUAGGCAAGAGGCAGAAAUGGAAGAAAUCAGACGAUCAUCCUGCUCUGAUUUCUCCCCAAGUAUCGAUUCAGAUCCUGAAGGGUUUGAAAUUCACGCUGCAAAGAUUGCAGCGGUUCAGAAAACAUAUCAACUUCCCGUAUCGGUGGCCCUACAUUCUCCAACAGAAGAUAAAAACAUUGACAAAUCACAGCAAAAAACCCUCAGAUCUGCUGAUGAAGCAUAUGAGGAGAUAAUAUUGAGGUCUAAAUCUCCUACCGCUGAAAAUGUUGAGUUCGAUCCAGGAAAGACGGCUCUUUAUGGAAGUAUGCUUAUUGAAGAUUAUGCAUCUGUCAUGGAUAAUUCAACAGAUGAUCUUGGAGAGGCAGAAAAGAUCAGCGUUCCUAGCCAGCCCAAGAAACUGAGAUCCCCAGAUGAAGUUUAUGAAGACAUGAUUAAGAAAAGGAAAGAAUUUAUGAAACUCGAACAGGAAUACCAAAACAUACAACAAAAAACUGAAAGUACUAACCCAGAUAUCGUGUUACAGCCCGCUGAGAAUACCAUUCCCAACGUCGCGACAGUAACUUUGGGAAAAGAUGGAAAACCUUUGUUAGAUGCCGAAAGUGCAUACCAGGAACUCAUGAAAAAGGUCUUGAGUCCUGGAGCAAGUCCGACUCCGCAAGAUCAAGAAACAGAGACCACUUCAUCUCGAAGGGCUCUCUACCCAAUCCCAGACCUACAAGUCACGCAGUGUUCCUCAGGAGAAUUGUCCUCCGACGAAGAAAGUAUUAAAAAGGAGGAGGAAAUGGUCAAAUCAACAACUGUGGAAACUACAUCUCCGCCCUCCGCCUUAGACCAGAAAACACUCCCCCCAGUCACAUCACCCCAGACUGAUAUUGUAGACCUAUCAAGUGCAAUUCCAAUUACAUCUGCUCCUGUAACUGCAAAUUUUACCGUCUUGCCUACUGUCCCCCAGUAUGCACAUGGUACCCCGAGCAUCGUUUCAACUGCCCCACUAAUCCCCCCGAAGCCAAGUGUCUUGCGCAGGGCUAAUUCUCAGGAAAAAGCAGAUACACCCCUUGAGUCACCAUUGCCUCCCCCGACCCCACAAAAACCGACAGUCUUUCCCAGGAAACCUCCAGUUCCGCUACCACCCCAGACUUCAACCGUGUCAGUCAGGCCGGAGACAGUGACCACGACUUCGAAACAAUCAAUAACGCCAACAUACAAACCUCAUGUCCCGCCUCCCGUUCCUCCAAAGCCCUGCAUUCCGGCAGGUAUCGGCGAAAGCCACAGACAUGGCGGCAAACCACCCAUUGCACCGAAGCCUUGCUCGCAGCCGUCCUCCCCUGCUCAUUCCUCGCAUCCGCCAAGACCUACUGUGCUUCCCACAGGGUCCAAUGAAAUUGCUUUGAACCUUAGCCCUUCUGAGAGCAAGAUCUUUCAAUCCUCGCCAAAGUCUCCUUCUUCUCCGAGAUAUGCAAGAAACAGAGAUACCUAUGUGGUUAUCACACUCCCGUCUCAGCCAAGCUCUCCGGUAGACAGUCUUUCAACCCAAGCCCCCUCUGAUACUGGCCCAGCAUCAACUACCCAUCAAGCUAGUUAUCACCAAUCACAGGCUCAACCACUUUCAUAUCAGCAGUCACCACCACCUCAUACAACUAGGGUGCCUCUGGCUUACACCAGAGUGACUGAAUCCAUCGAGAACCAAGAGAUAUGCGGACCGGAAAAACACGUUUCGACUUCGUGUCACAUCAUCGAGGCCGUGUCGGCCUCCGCUGACCCUCCCGUGGUCUUGCCGAAUCUAAUCUCUCAAGUGGUUACCACAGAGGUCCAAAGAACCACCGUCUCUGUUGUUCAUGAACGGACGCCACCACCUGUGCCAGUUCCGAGGGCAACUGGUAUCCCAGUAUCAUUGGAGAAACCAAAGACCCAAUUGCCUGUCCAGAAUGGACAGGCAGCCUUGCCUUGUGAGGUGGUGGAUCUGAGGACUAUGAAGCCCGAGGCAGCCUCACAUAUAAAUGGAGUGGAUCUGUCUGCUGGCCCGGAGUCCAGACAGCCUUUAGCAGCUGAUGUCAGUCGCCAAAGCAGUGCUGUACAGUCAGCUGUUGUAAACCUCAGUUCUGAAUCCUCCACUUUCUCAAUCAUGACUGACAGCAUCACCAUAGUGACGUGUUCUGCUACAAUCCAGAGAUGUGACAGUUUAGAAACCUCUCAAACAUCUUCAGCCCCACUGCAGCUAACAAAAAAUAAAGCAUUUGAACCCGUCUCUCAAAUUGUAUACCGGUCAGUGGAUUAUCAGCCUCCCACUCACUCUGGCGAGAUCCCCAUAAAUCUCACAGUUGGCUCAACUGGUGGUGGAACAUUCCAAACACCACCUGUAACCAUGGCACCCAGCACCAUUGCCGGUUGCGUUGCUAACGGAUUAACGACAAGUACAACAUCUGUGGCAGGAGCUGUUGACCUGAGCACGGCAAAAGCAUUCAAUACUCUGGUAUCCAUGGACGCCAUUUCGACAGAGGUUCUCACAACUGUCAUCACGGAGGAUGACGGCAAACCGGUCGAUCUGACUGCGGGGAAAAGAGCAGUGUGCUGUGAUGUUGUCUACAAGCUCCCAUUUGCAGGAAGCUGCACGUCACAGCAGCCCACAACUCCUCUGCCCGAAGACCGUUUUGGAUAUCGCGAUGACCAUUACCAAUUCGGUCGAUCGUCAUACGGCGCCAGGGGCUUCGGCGGAAUCAAACCCUCAAUGUCGGACACCAACCUGGCAGAAGCCGGCCUAUUUUUUUACAAGAGUAAGAACAGCUAUAAUUUCACUGGCACCACAGACGGUGCCGUAGAUCUUUCUUCCGCAAAGAUUUCCGAUGCAGGAGACGCGGUGGACUACUCCAAAAAAGGGGCACACGCGGGAACAACAAUCCCCCCUUAUUGCCAAGCAAGAGUCACAAGUGGUGUUGGUACUCUCUUUGGUACGAGUAGUGUGCUGAGGUCCUCCAAUGGCGUGGUUUAUUCCUCCGUCGCUGCACCAAUUCCAUCUACAUAUGCAAUAACAACCCAACCCGGAUCGAUUUUUUGUACAUCAUACAACACCCAGUCAAGUAUGCAUACAAGUGACACCAUGCCGUCAUUGUCGGAAAUCCAGAAUUUGCCACUGACGCGAUCCCACAGUUUCCUGUCUACUGUUUCAAUUACGAUGGCAGAUGAGCAAGCUGAGGUUCCUCUCAACCUGGAGAUAUCCAAGGAGGACGGGUCUGGUAAUGCCGUCACCACAUCGACCACUUCUUUAUCUCUUGACUACACGGAUGAAUCCCUUGAGGCAAUAGCAGCAUCCCUGGAGGCUCUUUCGUCACCUAUGGUCCCAGGGGAUGGCCAGUAUCAGGCGGAGCGCGAAAGGCUUGAGAUGGAAAAACUCAAACAGCAGCGUCUCGCCGAGGAGCUGGAAUGGGAGCGUCAGGAGAUUCAACGUUUUCGUGAGCAAGAGCAACUGCUGGUACAGAAGGAAUUGGAAGAGCUACAGGUCAUGAAGCAGCAAAUUUUGACCCAGCAGGAAGAGGAAAGGCAAGUUCACCUCAUGAUGCAAAAGGAAACCUACGCUCAGCAACAACAGCAGCUUGAGCAAAUUCAAAGACUCCAAGAGCAACUCCGAAUGCAGCUGGAAGAGCAAAAACUUCGUCAGAUGUAUCCAGGUGGCGAGGUCCUCGGGAAUGGCAUCCAAGAGGCCAUCGUUUUGGGCCCCGAUGGCACCGUGCUGUCACGAAAGAUCACAGAUAGUGGUUGCCAAACAGACGAAGAGGACGAGACUGUCAGUAAAGCUUACACAGCGGGGAGGAAAAAGAAAAGUGCCAAAAAGAGCGUCGACAGCUGCGUGCAAACAGAUGAUGAAGAUCAAGACGAGUGGGAGGCGCAGAGAAGCCGGCAGAACCGACCACGUACUGCACGAGGCGACAGGGGAGGGCACGCCAACAUGUCUCUACAAGCGCACACUGAGAUUUCUAUCCAAACGGAUACAGACGGAAACAUCAGGAUGGACACGAGAAUGGAACUGUCUGACUCGGAAAGAACCUCGCCAAAGAAACGACCCACGCCUUUGGAGAUGGGUUUGUCUCCGCACCUCAAAGCUGAAUCCUCCACGCUUCAAACGUCCCCUAAAUCUCCUAACGUGCUCUAUUCUCCCUUGUCGCCGUGUAUUUCCCCAAGUAAAUCACUCGAAUUUGUAUCUUAUGAUAAGUCACUGGGUGAUAAAAGCCCUCAAAAGCUCAGGGGAAGCCCAGAUCCCGGAAGUCCCAGAGGAACAAAAUCCAUGCAGAGAUCCAUGUCUGACCCCAAAUCUAUUAGUCCAAAUGGAGAAGAAAGGGCAACGUCUGGAACCCAGUAUGGCGAUACCGAGAAGGGCUCUGGUGGAACACCUACUGGCACUCAAAAGAAGGUCAAGAGGACUCUGCCAAAUCCCCCAUCAGAAGAGGAGUCCUCCACCAGUGGCCAGACAGCCCAUAACACCGGUUCUGCUCGCCGGAGAAUGUGCCGUAAUUCAAACAUGGCGCGUGCCAAAAUCCUUCAAGACAUAGAUCGCGAGCUCGAUUUGGUGGAACGGGAGUCAUCCAAACUGCGCAAAAGGCAGGCGGAGCUUGACGAGGAGGAGAAGGAAAUUGACGCCAAGCUGAGGUACUUGGAGAUGGGGAUUAAUCGGAGGAAAGGCGCCCUUCUGAAAGAGCGGGAGAAGAGAGAACGAGCGUAUUUGCAGGGAGUGGCUGAAGACAGAGAUUAUAUGUCAGACAGUGAGGUUAGCAAUAUCCGAGAGACCAGAGGGAACCAUGGUGACGGUGAGGACGAGGAAAUUGAAAGCCACGGUCUGGAACGUCCCAGGACAGCUCCUCAGUCAGAAUUGGAUGACUUCGUCCCACCUCAAACCAAACAUGAAUAUGGAAAAUACUCGCAGUACCAGUACCCUCAAAGUCAAUACCAGCAGUCCCUCUAUCAGACCCCCCAGUCUUACCAGUCACAUUCUUUGUACUCGUCUGUGCCCUCGCUCACCAGCUCCCAACAGCAAAGUUACCAGCAGAUGCUCCUGUUGCAGCAGAAAGCUGCCAGGCAAGCCGCUCUUCUCUCCGAACUAGAUGCCACCAAGUAUGAUGUCAUUAAUCGCCAACCUGAUCCCACAUCGUCGCCCUACCUCGGCGUCAAAUAUGACAAAUAUGGCAACCACCUCGAUCUCAGAGCUUUGGAUGUGGGAAGUAUAGCAGAUAGUCCCAUGUCCGCCGUCGCCGAUCCCUACUACUCGGAUAUCGAUCACCACACACCUCGGAGUUACUUGCUCUUGGAAGAUGCGGCCGAACUCGCUAAGAGCUCCUCUGGAUUGUCGUCCUCUUACAGUCUUGCCGAAAGAGAGCUGGCCAAAGCCGAAAAGCUUCUCCAACGGAGCGCUGCUGAUCUAGGAUCAACUGACUAUCUUGGAUCCACCUCCAGACUGCAUUCUUACGGUAAAACUCCCGAUGAAGAAGAUCCAAUGGAGGAACCUUACGAACUGAAGCUCUUGAAGCAGCAGCUCAAGCAGGAGUUCAGAAGAAGCACCGGUGGGACGGAAAGCUUAGACCCUCUGACAGGCCUCUCUCAGCACUACUAUACCCCAAGCUCCAGCAUCUCCAGUUAUUCCCAAAGGCACUAUCCAAAGACAGACAAGUACAGCAUGAGUCGGCUGACUCUCGAGAAGCAGGCAGCGAAACAACUCCCAGCAUCAGUGCUUUAUCAAAAACACAAGACUCCAUUACUUGAACCUAAAAUCUCCAAGUAUUCCUCAAUUACAGAAAGCAGAGGUUUGGAUGUGGACUAUACGAGCUACCUGGGGUCUACAGGUGGAUCCCCAAGAUCCAGUCGACUCAUGCAGGAUGAGAUUACCUUUGGUCUCCGUAAGAAUAUUGCAGAGCAGCAAAAAUACUUGGGGUCCACCUUGGGGGCCAACUUGGCUGGUUCGCUAAACCUGGGCCAGAGUUUGGGACUGGACUCUGCUUACCCAAGUGGCAGUCGCUCAAGACCGUCAUCCAGGCCUACAUCUUGCUAUGGUUUAGACCUGUCCAUCAAAAGAGACCCUUCUAGCUCCUCGUUGAGACUCAAAGGGGACGGCGAAGCCUCUACGGACAGCUUCCAAACCCCCUCUGGUCGUACUAAACCCACCAGCCUCCCCCUUGUGCAAAGCGGCCGUGGCAGAAUCCCCAUCGUGGCCCAGAACUCCGAGGAAGAAAGUCCGUUGAGCCCCGUCGGAGAGCCGAUGGGCAUGGCCCGCGCCUCGGCAGGACCUCUGCCGCCCAUCUCAGCCGACUCCCGGGACCAGUUUGGUUCCUGCCUUUCCUUGCAGGAAACGCAGCAGCAACACAUCAGGGAGGAACCGAGCAGGGGUAGGACUUAUGUCCUGAUGGAUGACCUUCAGGGUACCAUGUCAGAUAGCGAAGCCCUAAGUGAUUCCCUGAUGCCUUUGAACCGAGACCAUUCAGCCAAUGCUUACCACCUAAGACGAGAGGAGACCGACUGGUUCGACAAACCCAGAGAUGGACGGCCGGAAAAUGGACAUGACAAGAGACAGGGUAAAGGUCCGUACUACCCCUUCCCUCACCUCAGGGUCAAGCUGAAGAGAGAUCCGAAAGACCGCAGUGUGUCAGGGAACGGACUUGGUAUCCGUGUUGUCGGUGGAAAAGAGGUGCCUGGUGGUAACGGAGAGAUCGGCGCCUAUGUUGCUAAAAUUCUACCUGGUGGAGCCGCGGAACAAACGGGGAAGAUCCUGGAAGGAAUGCAAGUCCUGGAAUGGAACGGCACUCUGCUGACAGGAAAAACCUACGAAGAGGUGCAAGGGCUCGUCGGCCACUCGUGCAGCGAGGCCGAAUUGUGUGUCCGACUAGAUCUCAACAUGUUGGCAGAAUCCGAAGAUUCCGAGCACCUGGAUUUCCAGGAGCCAAGCAAAAGUGACAGGCCACCCAGAUCUCCAGGCGUGGACCCAAAACAGCUGGCGGCCGAGCUGCAGAAGGUAUCCCAGCAGCAGGCCCCGUCCUCCACCGCCUCCUCCACCAGCCUUACGGCGACCGCCUCGGCCACCUCCAGCCCCGCCCAGCCGGGCUCACCGUCGGUCAGCAAGAAACGGCACGGUAGCAAGGCCACGGAUGGGAGCAAGACCCCGUCACACCCAAUUACUGGGGACAUACAGCUUCAAAUCCACUACGACAAGCAGCUGGGCAACCUGAUCGUGCACGUCUUGCAGGCGCGCAACCUAGCGCCGCGCGACAACAACGGCUACUCGGACCCCUUUGUUAAGGUGUACCUCUUGCCGGGACGAGGUCAGGUCAUGGUUGUCCAGAACGCCAGUGCUGAAAACAAGAGGAGGUCCAAACCUGCAGGCAAGAGCCUGAACCCUGAGUGGAACCAGACAGUCAUCUAUAAGAACAUCCACCUGGAGCAGUUGCGGAAAAAGACGCUGGAGGUGAGCGUGUGGGAUUACGACAAAUGUUCCUCCAAUGAUUUCCUUGGAGAGGUCCUCAUCGACCUGUCCAACACGGGCCAGCUGGACAACGUCCCUCGGUGGCUCCCCCUGAAGGCGCAGACGGAGGGGGAGCACCACCGCCGCUCCCACCAGAGCCGUCACGGCUCUUCCAAAACCACCUCGCAGCAUUCGUCCCCUAAAACCGCUGGCUCCGCCCACGAGCAGGACUCUCCCAAAUCAUCGGUGAUCAAGAGCCGAAGUCACGGCAUCUUUCCCGAUCCGGCAAAGGGUAGGAGAAACGCGUGCCUACCAGGCCACCAGAGACACAGUGUAGUCGGUGUGCUCACCAUUCAGAGAGGCCAAUCCGAUUACCUGCCCGCCUUGCCGUCACUGGCCGAUGGGAGGAGAACGGAAGGUCGUCACCUGACCCUCAGGAAAGCUGUGUCGGAGGAGAGGCCCUACGUUGCCCGAGCUCGCGCCAGCUACAGGUCAGGCGAUGCCCCCAUGACAGCGGCCUCGCUGGACAGCGGCCUGAGCGGCAGCGCCUACAGCUUGCUGGACGAGGAAGCGGAGAUGAACGAGGUGGAUAGCGCCAUCUUCCAGGUGCCCCGAUUUGGGAAAAUUCCAAAUGGCACCGAUGGGAUAAAAUCCUCCAUGGGAGAUUCUGACGGUAAGUCACAGGUGAUGGGUGAGAUCAAGAUUGCGCUGAAGAAAGAAGUGAGGACGGAGGGAGACCACCUGGUCCUGGAGAUUCUGCAGUGUCGCAAUAUCACCUACAAGUUCAAGACUGCAGAUCACCUGCCUGACCUCUACGUGAAGCUGUAUGUGGUGAACAUCGCCACACAGAAGCGCAUCAUCAAGAAGAAGACGCGCGUGUGCCGCCACGACCGCGAGCCCUCCUUCAACGAGACCUUCCGCUUCUGCAUGAACCCGGCCGGGCACUCCCUUCAGCUUUUCUUAGUAUCCAACGGCGGCAAGUUCAUGAAGAAGACGCUGAUCGGCGAGGCCUACGUGUGGCUGGACAAGGUGGACCUGCGCAAGCGUGUGGUCAGCUGGCACAAACUGCUCGCCAGCAGCGCGCAGAUCCACUCCUAGGUGGAACGUACCAUUUGAUAACCCAAGGGGGGGAGCGGGGGUAAAUUCACUUAUUCCACUUACAGGAGCAGGAAGUGGACCACGCAAGCAAGCAGGUACAAAACACUCAUCUUAAUCCACACAUGAAAUACAGGGACACACAUGUACAGUCGAUGCUCACUCACUCCCUUUGAAAGCAUUUGACUCAAUGAGGACUCUGAUUUAUUUUUCUAUUAGAAGGAAACGUAAAAUUUUUAUCGGUUCUUCAUGUGCGCAAGAACGGGACGUCAUAUAUCCAACACGCACUACCUAGCAUUCUACUUCGGGGACCUUCUUUCACUUGAGCAAACAGACUUCUAUCAUUAUUUAUUUAAGAAUAUUGCUUUGUAUGAAAUUGGAGUAACUGGUGCCACAUAUAUUGUUAUUGUACAUAAAAUGUCCUAGCUGGCAUGAAAUAUAUGGAAUACAAUAUAUAUAUAUAUAUAUAUAUAUAUAUAUAUAUAUAUAUAUAUAUAUAUAUACACAUACACACACACACACACACACACACACAUAUAUAUUGAUUUUUAUCACAGACAAUCAAGUCUUGAUUGAUUGUGACGAUUGUUAAGUUCCCCUACAGACAAUUUACAGUUGUGUGUCUUUUCCUCCUCGAAUGUAAAAGCGAUUUAACGUCGGAAAAAAAAAAAGUUCAGAUUUAAUGGUUUGAGCCACUGCUAACAUAUUACGCAUAGUGUUCCGGAAAUGUUGUUCUUGUUGUUUUGGUUUUUUUGGUAAGUAGGAAAUUUGUUUUCUAUGCAACCAUGACAAGUAACCACGGCAACCACGUCUCCGUUGUCCUGAAAAGAAAGUUUAAUAUGUGAAAGCGUGACACAUUUUUAUCGUUGUUUUUAUUUAUUCUGUCUUUUUUUUUUAAAUAUGUUAUUUAUUGCGAUUUAAUGUUAUAUCAUCAUUUUAUAGUAUAGGAUAAGGGGUUCAGGUUAUGGAUGAUAGAUGAAUUUGUAUAUAUUUAUUUUUAAUAUUAAUGACAUUUAUUUAUAUUUAUUAUUUUAUUGACAUAUUCGUCGCCAUUUAAUGGUAUUAUUUAUAUGUAGUGAAUUAUUGAUUUCCCAACUGUGAAUGACUGAAAUACCAAAUUUCAUCCUGACAUUUAUUUCUUAUUUACUGGCACGAAGUUUUUACUUAUUGCCCGUAGGACCAUUUUUUUGUGUGCCAUAUCUAAAUUUUUCAACAACAGUGGUCGAAAGGAUGACAAAAAAUUACAUGUAUUUAUUUAUUUGUUUGUUUGUUUAUUUAUUUAUUUAUUUAUUUAAACUUUACAAUAAUUUCCUCCCCGUGUGACGGUUCAUGUUUACAAUACAUAUUGGGUGUGCUUCUUUGAUACGCAUAUUUGUAGUGGUUGUCUACAAAGUUAAGUUCCAAAGGCCUGAAACUCAGAGAAUUUUUCCCGGUUACAGAGAAAUCUGAUAAAAAAAAAAAAACGCCUCCCUGCAUUUUCUCGCUUAAUUUCCUGCAAUGACCAAAAAGAGACUUCUUGAUUUUAAGGUCACCGAAAGUGUGCAAUUAUAAUUCAUUUCAAUUCAAUGCAUGUCAUUUGGUCUGUCUUUAGGAAUAUCAACACAAACACACACACAAACCUUUAAGCGUGUAAAUACGUCAUACAGGCUUCGGGAGCAAUAGGUCUUUUAAUGGACAACAAAAAAAGAGGGGAAAAAAAGACCAGUGUGUGCAGUCACUUGAUUUUCUCCCGGUCAAUACCGUAAAGUGUUUACUAAGAGCGCACACACACGCGCGCACACACACACUUGGACAGCUCGAGUAGUCGCAGGAGAAUCGUCAUUGUGUUCACACUGGAUGUUGCAUGUUGAUGGCUCAUACUAUUUUUGUGUCCAGAUUAUGAUUAUGAAUACAUUUAGAAAAAGAGAAAGUGACAUGUAGAGAAGGAUCUAGAACAAAAUGUUAUGGGUGAGGGCGAGGGUAUUUAUUAAUAAUAUAUGCUGACUGUACAAAGAUGACCAUCCAAUUCUUUCCCCCCUCCACUUGUAAGUAAACAGAGAAAAAAAAAUCUAUCUAUACUGUCAUGGUUUUGUGAUUGUAUACAGGAGGUAUUGAUGAAUUAUGCAAAUUGUGAUGUAAAAAAAAAUGGCUGUCGCCCGCCCCAUGUCUAAAUAUUAAAUAUGAGUACAAAUGAGG